Messenger RNA from Triticum aestivum (bread wheat), 1361 nucleotides. RefSeq lists its product as uncharacterized. NCBI's taxonomy places the organism in Eukaryota, Viridiplantae, Streptophyta, Magnoliopsida, Poales, Poaceae. Bases 416 to 1045 code for a protein of 209 amino acids. The transcript is spliced from 2 exons. The record is from RefSeq and is a predicted model, not a curated record.
AUGCCACCCUUCAACGGCAACUGGGCGAAGCCAACGCCGCGCUUCAUGCCAAGGAGGUGGACUACGGCAAGCUGGCCGAAGAGCACGACCGGCUGAUCGCGCGACUGGCGGAGCAGGCCGAGCUUCUCCAAAGGGCCCAGAAGGAGGCGAAGGACAAGGAGGCGGGUCUUCUUGCUGAGUUCGAGAUCGAGCGCUCCGCCUGGACCGACAAGGAGGCGAUGCUACCGGCCGGCUUUGGCGAGAUCGAGGACAUGGCCGACACUUCUUCCCAGGUCAUUUUGGUGCCGCCAACCAGGCUAUCGAGGCCGACCGCGAUGGACGAAGGGUAGAAGGCGAGGAGAUCGCCGCCAAUGCCCCUCGCACUCUUCGCGAGCAACUUCUCAGCAUCCAGGCUCGUCUUCGGCUGAUUCAUCGGAUGCUGCGCCGCCUUCAGCGUGUCGGCGCCCAGGCGAUCGCCGCCCUGUGGCCCAACAUGUCGGCCCCGCGCACCCCCAGCCGGACUGCCGACUGGCUGGAGGUGGCGGCUGGCCGUCUUGAGGCGUGGAAGGGCUCCUUGGCCCAGGCCGGAGCACGCCCGACCUUAGAGUUCGUCAAGGCGUGGUACCCUGGGCUAAAUCUAGCCCAGUUGACCAUGUUCCGACAGGAAGCCCAGGAGGAGCUGGUGGCAGUGGAGGGCGAACUCGUCAAGCGGGCGGCAGCCCUCGCCGAGUACACCGACACUGGCAUCUUCAUCCCGGAGCUGGCCGAGAACGGCGCCAAGGCGCCGCUAGAGUGGUUUGGGCUGAACCUGGAGGAGGACGAGGACUCGGCCAAGGUGAUCGACUCCAGUGACGAGGGAGAGGACGAUGGGGAGGAGGGCGAAGAGGAGGUGCCAGAGGUCGGAGCGGACGGCCAACCUCAACUCGACCGCGCCUCCAGCAAUGAGCCAUGUCCAAGCGACCCGGCUGCUGCUGAAGGAGACCAAGUGGAGACCGACCAGCUGGCCGCUCGACCAGCUGGCGCUACCAACUCCACCAUUUCGCCGAACCCGCCUGCUGCUUCCUAGGCUGCCACUUUACUUUUGUUUCUUCCUGCUUAUUAGUCUCAACAAACUUUGUUAACUUCGCACAGUUCCACCCGUAGGGUGUAUUUCAAACUUAUGUUGGAUGUCGGCUAAGGGCCUUUUGAUGUGUAAAUAUCUUAUCCGAGUCCUAUCUUUCCUUGCUUUCUGCUCUUUUGGCUUUUUCCUUUGCCGCCUUCCCUUGGUUGUCGUCUUGCCAGCCGAUCAGUCGCUCUGCGGACUGUGGCCGGGUCAAGUACUUAGCCACUUUCGGGAAGGCAAGUACUUAGCUGGCUAGAGUUUUCUUCGCAAGUUAAGUAGA